Molecule: messenger RNA, 5558 nt
Organism: Lepus europaeus (European hare)
Lineage: Eukaryota; Metazoa; Chordata; Mammalia; Lagomorpha; Leporidae
Gene: TTC5
Product: tetratricopeptide repeat domain 5
Exons: 10
Coding region: 23-1345 (440 amino acids)
Molecular function (GO): protein binding
Source: RefSeq, a predicted model, not a curated record
AGAAGCGGAGAGUUCCUGGGAAAUGAUGGCUGAGGAGGAGGAGGAAGUGCAGCACAUCUUGCAGAAAUUGCAGGAACUGGUGGAUCAGCUCUAUUCGUUUCGAGACUGCUAUUUUGAGACACAUAGUGUUGAGAAUGCUGGGCAGAAGCAGCAGGAUGUGCGGGAAGAGAUGGAGAAGACCCUGCAGCAGAUGGAGCAAGUAGUAGGUUCUGCUCAGGGCAAGGCACAGGCUCUGAUGCUCACCGGGAAGGCGCUGAAUGUGACUCCUGACUACAGCCCCAAGGCGGAGGAGCUCCUCUCAAAGGCUGUGAAGCUGGAGCCUGAGCUGGUGGAAGCCUGGAACCAGCUGGGCGAGGUGUACUGGAAGAAGGGGGACGUCGCAGCUGCCCACACCUGCUUCUCAGGAGCCCUCACCCACUGCAAGAACAAAGUCUCCCUGCAAAACCUGUCAAUGGUGCUGCGCCAGCUGCGGACCGACAGUGGAGAUGAACACUCUCGCCAUGUCAUGGACAGUGUCCGGCAGGCCAAGUUGGCUGUGCAGAUGGACGUCCUGGAUGGCCGCUCCUGGUAUAUUCUAGGAAAUGCAUACCUUUCUCUUUACUUCAAUACUGGCCAGAACCCCAAGAUCUCCCAGCAAGCCCUCAGUGCCUAUGCCCAAGCAGAGAAGGUGGACAGGAAAGCGUCGAGCAAUCCUGACCUUCAUCUGAACAGAGCGACGCUACAUAAAUAUGAAGAGAGUUAUGGGGAGGCCCUGGAGGGCUUCUCUCAGGCUGCAGCACUGGACCCUGCCUGGCCAGAACCACGGCAGCGAGAACAGCAGCUCGUGGAAUUCCUGGAUAGACUAACCAGUCUCCUGGAGAGCAAGGGAAAAGUGAAGAACAAAAAGCUACAGGGCAUGCUGGGAAGUUUGCGCCCCGCCCAUCUAGGCCCUUGUGGCAAUGGGCACUAUCAGUCAGCCUCUGGGCAGAAGGUGACCCUGGAGCUGAAGCCACUGAGUGCGCUGCAGCCUGGUGUGAAUAGCGGGGCCGUGGUCCUGGGGAAGGUGGUGUUCAGCCUUACCACUGAGGAGAAAGUCCCCUUUACCUUUGGCCUGGUCGAUUCCGACGGACCUUGCUAUGCAGUGAUGGUUUACAAUAUGGUCCAGAGCUGGGGAGUGCUCAUUGGGGACUCUGUAGCCAUUCCUGAGCCCAACCUUCGUCUUCAUCAAAUUCGGCACAAGGGAAAGGACUAUUCCUUUUCUAGCGUCCGUGUGGAGACCCCCCUCCUGCUGGUGGUGAACGGCAAGCCUCAGGGCUCCAGCAGCCAGGCUGCUGCCACAGUGGCAUCGCGGCCGCAGUGUGAGUGAGCUUCCCUGACGGGCAUGCCGAAGAGGAUGCUGACCGAGGACCCCGCUCCAGGCGUGCGCGGCCGGACCACGCUGAGACCCCGCCAGGGUGGGGGACAUGUUUCAAAUGAAGACUUUGCCCUCCUCUGUCCUGUAAGGCACUCUGUGUCUGGUCUGUCUCCUGUCAUCAUGAUUGAACCCUCUCCAGGGCUACGCACUCCCCUGCUGUGUCUCUCCAGCCUCCUUCCCUGCUCUCUUUGUCUUAGGCAAAGAGCAUGGAAUUGGUAGGAGUGUGGGAACCUGCCGUGGGACAGAAACCCCAAGGUUUCUGUUCUUGCCUCCUUCCUGAGCCUCAUAUGUAUAUAUCAGUUCAGUAUUUAUUGCUAAGGGAAGGGGCUUAAUUUUUAAUGGCUUGGUUUUUGAGCAAUUUUUAUGUUUAAAGUUUAGGUCCAUUCCCUUCCUUGGGGCUGGAACAGAAUUAAAUUUGUUUGGAAAUAAAGAAACCCUGUGGUUUGACCCGCUUCAUUUUUUCCAGUCUUGGAUUCUUAGUUUAAGGAUCACUUUCAUUCAUUCAGUAGGGUAAAUCUGCCCCCCCCCUCCCCUGGCUGCUUAUAGUUUGUUUCUCUCCCCGUUAAAAGACUUCUGGCAGGACACAGCCCAGGGCAGGAGUGGCAGCUUCAAAAAUUGUUGAAUCUCCCUUUAUUUCCUCCCAUUUUUCCAUUCUGUCCUCCCUAGCAUGGUCCAAUAUGAUAGAGCAAUAUUAUGUGGAAGUGUGAGUAGGCUGAGAUCAGAGAAGGAAAGAUACUCAGUUUCUUUAGAUUCUAAUGAUAUAUUUUAUAACAAUUUUUCUUAUCCCUAUGGAUAAAAUGGGGAAAUGUGAGUGAGAAUUAGUAACUAGUUGACUGACUGUUGUAUACUGAUGUAUACAGAUGAGCCUGGAAGACUUCUAGUGAUAUAGCUCAGGUCUUUGUCCUUGGUCCAGUUCUGUUCCAUGCUUGAAUGGAAUGACUUGACUAUUACUGAUGACAUUUAUAAAGAAUGUAAAACAUAGAGGAUUCCUCAGAGAACGGAUGAUAGGACAAAUGUCUAGCUAUCUUGUCUAAACCAGUGUAGGGGCUGAAUCUAACAAGACAAAAUUUUGAAGUCCUUACUUUUGUUCUCCAAAGGCUUUCUGAGUUGUAUGUUCAACGUCAUAUAUGAAAAUUGUUAGGAAUUUUAAUAGAUGAAGUCAGUAUGCGUAGUGUGAUAUAGUUGUUAAAAAACUCUUCUUGGACAGCACCAAGGAACCUCUCUGUGAUAGAUAGCCGGAGAGAGUUUUUCAUACUGUUUGUCCGAUCACAUGUAUAGUCUUGGAUUCAGUUUCUGGUGUUGAUUUAGAGGCCUUCAGUCAUAGAAGAAUGUUCAGGAGCUUUUUGGGGGGAUACCAAAAUCUUAAGGAAUAGCUGAAAGCACUGGGGUACGGUUGUGAGUGAGCAUUAAAGGCAACAAGGAGAUGAGACCCAGUCAAGUCUUGAGAUGAUUUGGCAUCUUCUGUGUAGAGCCAGAAUUGAAAAAUGAGCAGUAGGUGGUAAUGAGAGAGAAGCAUUAUAUAAAAACAAGUAAGUAUGCAAGAUGUUUAUAUAUGGUUUAAAGAAUAGUUUGAAUACUCGUAGAAUACCCACCUGCCUUAAAACCUGAUACCUUGGAAGCCUUUGUGUGCCUCUCCAUGACCUCAUCUCAAUUUGCUUUCACAGCUAUAUAAUACCUCGUUGUAUGAUUAUGUCUCAACUCAUUCAUCCUACUGUUGAAUGGAUAUUUGGAUUUCCAAUUUAUUGUUUGCCAUAAAACCACUGAUUUUUGUGCAUGUCCUGGUAUAUAAGUACAGAAGUCUUGUUUAUAGCAGUGAUACUUAGAGUGGUCCCCAGACCCACAGCAUCAGCUCAUCCUGCAGCCUCCUAGAGAUGCAGAUUCUCAGGUCCCUGUCCAGAUUUACUGAACCCAAAGUUCUGGGGAAGAGCCAGCAGUGUGUGUUCGGCACACCUUCCAGCAAACUUGAUGGACGCUAAUGUUUGAGAACAACUGUUUCAGACUGUUCUCACAAUAAUGGAUUGGCUGGGUCAUAAAGUAUAUACAUGUUUGAUGUUUUUGAGAAAUACCAAAUAUUUCUAAAGUGCUUGUACCAAUCUUUGCCUCUGGUAUCAAUGGAUGAGCCUCUGUAAGAAUCUGUGUCAUCUUCUAGGCUUAGUGUUGUUGAGCCUUUUGGGUAUUGCAAAUAGAGGGGUUUGAAUGAGCCACUGAUGUUUUCUCUUGGCAAAGUGCUUAUUCAUGUUUUUGUCCACUUCUAUAUUAGAUUUCAAAUUGAUUUGGGCUAUCUAUAUUUGUACAUACUAAUGUGUUGUCAGUUUAUGCGCUGCAAAUGUCUGAUCAUUUUUAGCUUGUUUGUUCACUCUAUAGAUCUUUUUUUUUUUUAAAUUUUGUUUAUUUAUUAGAAAGGUAGAUUGACAGAGAGAGGGGGAGAGACAGAGAUCUUCCAUAUGCUGAUUCACUCCCCACGUGCCCACAACAGCCAGGGCUGAGCCAUAUUGAAACCAGGAGUCUACAGCUUAAAGCAGGUCUCCCACCUGGAUGGCAGGGACACAGGUACUUCCAUCAUCUGCUGCCUCCCAGAGUGCACGUCGGCGGGAAGCCAGAUCAGAAGGAGAGGAGCAGGGACACAAACCAGACAUUCCAAUAUGGAAUACCAGUGUCCCCGUGGUGUCUUAACUGCACCAAAAGACUGCCCCCUCUAUUGUUUCAUGCAGUUUUAUCAUUUUGUUCCUUUCUUAGAUUCUGACCUUUGUUGUGAUGUAGGUAUGUAAUUUUUUCCCCAAAUGAGUAACUGAUUGGCCCAGCAUGUUUUAUUAAAGAUAUCAUCCUUUUUCUACCAAACGUUCAAGUCCAGUUAGACUUAAACCAACUUUCCAUAUAUACAAAGGCACUUCAAAAAUUUCGUGAGACAUGCAAUUAAAAUAUAAACUUAUUUUGGUACAAAACACUUUGAAAUUCAUGCAUAGUUUUUUCAUAAUACAUGUUUUCCACGAACUUUUUGAAGAUUUCUCAUUUUGAUCUGUUUGAGCUCUCUGUUCUGAUUUCUUCUGUUUAUUUUUUUCAAUACCACAUUGUCUUAUGGUUUUGGAAGAAGUUAGUAUCUAAUCAGACAAGUUCUUGCAUGUUCUUUGCAAGUGUUUCAUAUAUAUUUAAAAUCAGCUUGUAAAUUUUCAUGAGAAAUUCCCCUGGGAUUUUCUUUUGUGAAAGGUAGAAAGAGAUACCUCUCAUCCUCUGGCUCACUCCCCUCGUGCCUGCAACAGCCUUGGCUGGAUCAGACCAAAGCCAGGAGCCUGAAACUCAAUUCAGGUCUUCCACGUGGGCGGCAGGAACCCAGCUCUGGUAUGAGCCAUCACCGCUGCCUCCCAGGGUACACAUUAGCGGGAAGCUGGAAUUGUGGCCUGGGCUGGAACUUGAACCUAGGUGCUCUGAUAUCACAGGCAGGCAUUCCAAAUGGCAUAUUAAAUGCUGCACCAAAUGCUUGACCUUUCUGGGGUUUUCAUUUGUAUUGCACUGAUUUGUAGAUAAAUUUGGAAGAUUAGACAUCUUCAUAAAAUCUUGUUACCCAUGAUUUUCUUCAUUUAUUUAGGCCUCUUUAGUGUCUUUCAAUGUAAAUGUAUGCUUUGUUCAGAUUGGUCUUAUAUGUAUUUAAUUUGAUUUAUUCUAAACUAUUUUAUAGUUUUUGCUGCUAUUGUAUGUAACAUGCUGGAGAAUAGAAAUACAAAUAGUUUUUAAAAUUUUUUUUUUAAUAGUAGUGAUCUUUAAGAACUCUUUCACUAUAAUAAUUUGUCUGUUGAUUCCUUAGAAUUUUCUAUGUACAGAUAAUGACUUUAGUUUCUUCUUUCUUAAUCCUCUUACCCUUUAUUUCAUUUUUUCCUCCUUGUGCUGUUGGGAUAUCUAGUAUGCUCAGUAGACAAGGUGAUAACAGACAUCCUUGUCUUAUUCCUGUACUUAAAGAAGUACUUUCAACAUUUCAUCAUUAAAUAAGAUGUUUUUUCAUGCACCUGCUCUUAGAUUCUGAGUUUGAGUUUCUAUAAAAGAUUUAGGAUUUUUUUCUAAUUUACCUAAUUGUAUAUAAUACUUUUUCUGAAGUUAUUGAAAUGGCAAAUAAUUGUUUCUUCCUUAAUCUGUUUAAGUGAUGAAUUGAAGUACUUAACUUUCAAUCAAUAAA